Cloeon dipterum is the source of this 2656-nucleotide messenger RNA. RefSeq lists its product as uncharacterized. The coding region runs from base 114 to 2018 and encodes 634 amino acids. Gene Ontology annotation, molecular function: histone acetyltransferase activity. The transcript has 12 exons. Gene Ontology annotation, cellular component: transcription factor TFIIIC complex. NCBI's taxonomy places the organism in Eukaryota, Metazoa, Arthropoda, Insecta, Ephemeroptera, Baetidae. Gene Ontology annotation, biological process: transcription initiation at RNA polymerase III promoter. The record is from RefSeq and is a predicted model, not a curated record.
AACGCUAGUCUGUUGUUUUUGCUGUAUUUAUUCUCUGAAUAUUUCGUAAAGGUCAUUCGCAUCGCUUAUAUAUUUCAGCUGCAAACAAGGAAGGUCGAAUUUAAUUUCCAUCAAUGGAAUAUGAGCAGCUGGGCUGCCUGAAGUUGGCGGGGCUGUCUGACGCGAAGAACAACCUCAAGUGGUCUUCGGACGAUAAAAUCGCCGUGGUGACUCGCAAGGGCGUACACGUCGUGACGCCGUCCAAGACCUGCUCCGGAGCGAAAGAACUGCAGUUGCUGUCCAGCCUGGUCGAAGUGAAGAAUGAGUAUCCAACGCACUACACAGGUCUCGAUGCAGAUGAACUGUUCCAGACCACAGAUGAAAAAUGGGACGUCUAUGAGAUGAUGCUGGACCCUCUACUCUUCAGGGGUGUCAAACAGACAGAAAACCAACCACCGUAUCCGUUGCAGGCAGAAUGGUCACCAAAUCGGAUUCCUGGACUCGAAAGUUGCGUGCUUGCUGUGCGAUCGAGUUCAGGAGGCGUUUACGUCCACUGCAGUAAAAUGCAGAACUGGCUGGAGCUGUGCGACAUUACGGAAGUACGGCGUGCAGUCGUCUCUCAAAAUUGGACACAAUCGGAGCUCAGCUUCCAGCUUUUAAAAUCCAGAAUCAAUCAGCUGUUGGCCACUGCUCUCUGUUGGGCCGAGAUGGAGAACUCUGAGGAGCCGUUCUUGUGGAUAGCCUACGCGGAUGGCUCGGUGGUUAUGUGGAAGAUCGACUCAGUCGGUGCUGAAAUGCAGCAUUGCAUUGAGCUCAAGUGCAUUUCGAGGAUUUCCCACCUUUCUUUCUGGAAAGAACGCCUGAUUGUUGGAGAGAAUAAUGGAAAAGUGUACCUGGUGAAUACUUCGAGUGGGAAUAUUUCCGAGCUGUGGCCGCACGAAGACGACAUUGCUGUUGAUUCAUCCCUGAGCGUCUCUAUUCAACCUGAAGGCUGCUGCUUCGUGGUCGUGGUGAAAGGCAGCUGCUUGGUCGCCGCCGCUGUCAACGAGGACGGAGACGCCAAGCAAAUUGGGGCCAAGAACUUUGGCAGUCUUGGAGUUUCAGGACUGAUUCACAUCAAGGACAACAAGUUUUUGAUCUCGCAUCUCUGCGGCUCGAUAGAAAUGGUGACACUUAUGCCGAGCAAAUCGUCGAUCGAGUUCAUAUCGCACCCGCUGAAUCACAAACUCAACUCAAGCUACGUUAACACUCACGGCAUCGCUGUCUCGCGCAAUCGGAUCAUUUACGCCGUGACCCAGAGUGUUUUUGCCCUUCACGAUCAUUUGCUGCUGAGAGAUCCGACGACCCUCACUUUCUUCACGUUCAGCAGCGCUGAGAGGGUGUGGCCGCUGCUCGGAAGCCUCGAGUCUGUGGAAAAGCUGCAGUUUUCCCGGAUAUGGGACAUAUUUGAAAUUAUCAGACUCACUGGUGGAGUGGCUUACUGGCAAGACAAAGAGCGCAUUGAACUGGUGGAGAAAAUCCCUGUUUUGCACAGGAAGUUGCUAGCAGUGAGUCUUGAAACUGCGGUAAUGCAGGAGCAAGAGGACGAGGUUGCCCGAUUGAAACGAGCCUUGGACAAACUGGACAAGAGUAUUCUAGCCCACAGCUUCUUAAAACGAGUGACUCACGUGCCGGAGGAGCCAACGCUCGCCGAGCUUGUUAGUCUGCAACUGAUGACGUGUUUCCUGAAAAAUCUGCGUUCAGGAAACCCCUGGAUAUUCACUAGCCAAGAAAUGGAGAUCAUCAACAACCUUCCCAAAAUUGAAGCGGUUGAGAAGUGCACCAUCUGCGCUGAUGAUGUGAUUACCCCAGAACUGAUGGAGAUGAAGUGUGUGCGUGGGCACACGCUGCCCAGAUGCUGCCUCACCAUGACGCAAUGCUGUGAAACACCUUACAGGAUCUGUCAAACUUGCCAUCAGUGCUGCCUCCUCAAUCCUUAUUUUGAUGCUGAACCACGGUGUGUGUUUUGCAACGAGAUGAUGGAAGAAGAGACGUUUUAGGCAUACCAACAAUUCAAUUUUUCCAAUUUCAAUUUUAUUAUUCACAUCAGAAAAUAUCUGUACAUUUCGCUAAACAACUAGAAAACAUGCUGACUAGAUAUUCGGCUGUAUUCCUAUUAAAAACAAAAAUAGAUCACGACCAGUCGUACAUGAAGGCGUCCAAAGGGUUGGCGCAGAAGGGCGCGGGCAAAUCCUGCUUGUCCUGCGGCUCAUCAAGACUGCUGACAAUGAGCAGGGGGGCGUCCUCCCGGUCGUUGAGGCGCAGGUGUCGCAGGCUGGCGUGCAGCGAAUUGGCAAUCAGGUUGCACGUUGACUGACUGAUGCCCUGCGAAAGGGUGCGUGCGAAUGUCAGCGGGUCGUCGGCGCCCUGCACCACCGCCCAGAGCGCCACGAUGUAGUUGCGCGCCAGACGCAGCGUCUCGAUCUUGGACAGCUUGUGAGACUUGCACUGCACCGGCAUGCAACUGAAACAAAUUUAACGGUUUUUGUUCAAUAAAGCUGCAUUUGAAAGAAGUGUUUUGAUCUGUGAAAUGGACCAGCAGUUCUAUGAACUGACGAGACUGUUAUUUUCUUUGUGAAGUGUGAAGUGAUUAAGAUGAAGUGCAUUUUUUACAAUAAAAUGUUUUGUAUACCAAUAA